AUGAUUAUGUUGAGUAAGCGUUGUCUGAACGUUGUGUGUUUCCCCCCCCCCUAUAGAGAGGCUAUGAGAAACUACCUGAAGGAGAGGGGAGACCAGACCGUACUCAUACUACACGCUAAAGUCGCACAGAAGUCUUACGGCAAUGAGAAGAGGUGUGUAUGAGAGAAAGGAGGUUAUUCAUGGUGUCUCUGUCGUUGAUAGUGUGUAUUCAUGGUGUCUCUGUAGUUGAUAGUGUGUAUUCAUGUGGUCUCUGUAGCUGAUAGUGUGUAUUCAUAGGGUCUCUGUCGUUGAUAGUGUGUAUUCAUGGUGUCUCUGUAGCUUAUAGUGUGUAUUCAUGGUGUCUCUGUAGUUGAUAGUGUAUGUAUUUUCAUGGUGUCUCUGUCGUUGAUAGUGUGUAUUCAUGGUGUCUCUGUCGUUGAUAGUGUGUAUUCAUGGGGUCUCUGUAGUUGAUAGUGUGUAUUCAUGGUGUCUCUGUCGUUGAUAGUGUGUAUUCAUGGUCUCUGUCGUUGAUAGUGCGUAUUCAUGGGGUCUCUGUCGUUGAUAGUGUGUAUUCAUGGUGUCUCUGUAGUUGAUAGUGUGUAUUCAUGGGGUCUCUGUCGUUGAUAGUGUGUAUUCAUGGUGUCUCUGUCGUUGAUAGUGUGUAUUCAUGGUGUCUCUGUCGUUGAUAGUGUGUAUUCAUGGUGUCUCUGUCGUUGAUGGUGUGUAUUCAUGGUGUCUCUGUAGUUGAUGGUGUGUAUUCAUGGUGUCUCUGUAGUUGAUAGUGUGUUUUCAUGGUGUCUCUGUCGUUGAUAGUGUGUAUUCAUGGUGUCUCUGUAGUUGAUAGUGUGUAUUCAUGGUGUCUCUGUAGUUGAUAGUGUGUAUUCAUGGUGUCUCUGUCGUUGAUAGUGUGUAUUCAUGGUGUCUCUGUAGUUGAUAGUGUGUAUUCAUGGUGUCUCUGUAGUUGAUAGUGUGUAUUCAUGGUGUCUCUGUAGUUGAUAGUGUGUAUUCAUAGUGUCUCCUCCAGGUUGAUUCUACCUGCCCUUGGAUCUUUUGCCACCUGUGUGUGUGUGUUCAUGGUGUGAAUGUUGUCUCUUUUGGUUCACGUUGGUGUGUUUCUAUAUCAAAUCAAAUCAAAAUUUUAUUGGCCACAUGCGCCGAAUACAACAGGUGCAGACAUUACAGUGAAAUGCUUACUUACAGCCCUUAACCAACAGUGCAUUUAUUUUUAACAAAAAAGUAAAAAUAAAACAACAACAAAAAAAGUGUUGAGGAAAAAAAUAGCAGAAGUAAAAUAAAAUAACAGUAGGGAGGCUAUAUAUACAGGGGGGUACCGAUGCAGAGUCAAUGUGCGGGGGCACCGGCUAGUUGAGGUAGUUGAAGUAAUAUGUACAUGUGGGUAGAGUUAAAGUGACUAUGCAUAAAUAAUUAACAAGAGUAGCAGCAGCGUAAAAAGGAUGGGGUGGGGGGGCAGUGCAAAUAGUCCAGGUAGCCAUGAUUAGCUGUUCAGGAGUCUUAUGGCUUGAGGGUAGAAGCCUUUUGGACCUAGACUUGGCACUCCGGUACCGCUUGCCGUGCGGUAGCAGAGAGAACAGUCUAUGACUAGGGUGGCUGGAGUCUUUGACAAUUUUGAGGACAAUUUUGUCUUUGACAAUUAUAUAUAUGUGUGUGUGUAUAUGUAAGGGAUAAUCAACGAGGGGCUAUGUGUUCUCUGGAAGAUAAUGAACGACAUGGAAGGUGUGUGCCACGAUGCGCUAGCAGAACUGACCUUCCACGGCGUUGCAUUAUUUUCCAGAGAACACAUAGAGCCCCGAGUUGAUUAUAACCCUUUAUGCCAUGGCUAUAAUUGAACACAUCUGCCGCUAGAAAUGUGUUCAACAUCCACUGAAGGAGCUAGCAAGUUGACUAGAUAGCUACGGUAGUUGCCGUGGUAACCAAACAAACAGACCUGCUAGUUUAGCUAACCAAACCAUCAGCCCUAGCUUGACAUUAUGAAAAUCUAAUUCAACAAUACCAAAAAUGUUUUCAACUCAACUUUUUUGCUUUCAAAAGCAGCUCAAACAAAACAUGUAAAAAUGAACUAUAGCUAUUGAAUUCAAACGUGCAAUUAUACUGUGCGUUAUAGGGAAAUAAUGCACGCUCUAGAAUGCCCUUCAAGCCAAUCAGAAAUGAGUAUUCAACAAUGCUAUGGUAUAAAUGUGUAUGUAAAUGCACUUGCAAUGAGCUACUCUUAACCAGAUCUCUCUGUCCUGGAGGUGGUUCUGACCCGUCCCUGAUGGGCUGUACUAACCAGAUCUCUCUGUCCUGGAGGUGGUUCUGACCCGUCCCUGAUGGGCUGUACUAACCAGAUCUCUCUGUCCUGGAGGUGGUUCUGACCCGUCCCUGAUGGGCUGUACUAACCAGAUCUCUCUGUCCUGGAGGUGGUUCUGACCCGUCCCUGAUGGGCUGUACUAACCAGAUCUCUCUGUCCUGGAGGUGGUUCUGACCCGUCCCUGAUGGGCUGUACUAACCAGAUCUCUCUGUCCUGGAGGUGGUUCUGACCCGUCCCUGAUGGGCUGUACUAACCAGAUCUCUCUGUCCUGGAGGUGGUUCUGACCCGUCCCUGAUGGGCUGUACUAACCAGAUCUCUCUGUCCUGGAGGUGGUCCUGACCCGUCCCUGAUGGGCUGUACUAACCAGAUCUCUCUGUCCUGGAGGUGGUUCCGACCCGUCCCUGAUGGGCUGUACUAACCAGAUCUCUCUGUCCUGGAGGUGGUUCUGACCCGUCCCUGAUGGGCUGUACUAACCAGAUCUCUCUGUCCUGGAGGUGGUUCUGACCCGUCCCUGAUGGGCUGUACUAACCAGAUCUCUCUGUCCUGGAGGUGGUUCCGACCCGUCCCUGAUGGGCUGUACUAACCAGAUCUCUCUGUCCUGGAGGUGGUUCUGACCCGUCCCUGAUGGGCUGUACUAACCAGAUCUCUCUGUCCUGGAGGUGGUUCUGACCCGUCCCUGAUGGGCUGUACUAACCAGAUCUCUCUGUCCUGGAGGUGGUUCUGACCCGUCCCUGAUGGGCUGUACUAACCAUAUCGCUCUGUCCUGGAGGUGGUUCUGACCCGUCCCUGAUGGGCUGUACUAACCAGAUCUCUCUGUCCUGGAGGUUGUUCUGACCCGUCCCUGAUGGGCUGUACUAACCAGAUCUCUCUGUCCUGGAGGUUGUUCUGACCCGUCCCUGAUGGGCUGUACUAACCAGAUCUCUCUGUCUGUUCUGACCCGUCCCUGAUGGGCUGUACUAACCAGAUCUCUCUGUCCUGGAGGUUUUUCUGCCCCCCUCCCUGUGUCUACCUGAUGGGCUGUGGCUGGAAGAAGAAGACGGAGGAGAUGGAGAGAGAGGGCUGUUCGGAGCAAGAGGCCCAGCCCUGUGCCUUUAUAGGGAUAGGAAACAGUGAACAGGAGAUGCAGCAGCUCAACAUAGAGGGGAAGGUAGGGGACAGCGCACACACCCUGACUGAAACACUGUGGAUCUCCCCCUUUUUCUCUCACCAGAACGAGAGACAGACAGAGACAGGGGUCACACACAGAGACAGAUCACAGAGAGAGAGAGAGAGAUCACACAGAGAGAGAGAGAGAUCACACAGAGAGAGAGCGAGAGAUCACAGAGAGAGAGAGAGAGAGCACACAGAGAGAGAGAGAGAGAGAGAGAGACAGACAGAUCACACAGAGAGAGAGAGAGAGACAGAUCACACAGAGAGAGAGAGAGAGAGAGAGAGAGACAGACAGAUCACACAGAGAGAGAGAGAGACAGAUCACACAGAGAGAGAGAGAGAGAGAGAGACAGACAGAUCACACAGAGAGAGAGAGAGAAAGAGAGAGAGAGACAGAUCACACAGAGAGAGAGAGAGACAGAUCACACAGAGAGAGAGCGAGACAGAUCACACAGAGAGAGAGCGAGAGAUCACACAGAGAGAGAGCGAGAGAUCACACAGAGAGAGAGCGAGAGAUCACACAGAGAGGAGAGCGAGAGAUCACAGAGUGAUAGAGGGAGGGGGAGAGAGAGAGAGACAUACAGAGGUGGAAAUACACAGUGAAACACACACCCCUCAGCCUUUCCCCACAGCACUUUUGCAUGACUGGAAAUCCUAUGCAUACACACUCAAAUUCUCCCCUCUCUCUCCCUCUCUCUCUCCCCCCCAGGACUUCUGCACAGCUAAGACUCUAUACAUCAGUGACAGUGACAAGCGUAAACACUUCAUGCUGUCAGUCAAGAUGUUCUAUGGUAACAGUACAGACAUAGGAGUCUUCCUUAGUAAGAGGAUCAAGGUUAUCUCUAAACCCUCCAAGAAGAAACAGUCCCUCAAGAAUGCUGACCGUGAGUAUGGAGAGGAACACACACACACACACACACACACACUUCCACAGCGAUGGCUAAUACAGAAGAGGACUGGCCCACCCUUCAGAGCCUGGUUCCUCUCUAGGUUUCUGCCUUUCUAGGAAGUUUUUUUUCCUAGCCACCGUGCUUCUACAUCUGCAUUGCUUUCUGUUUGGGGUUUUAGACUGGGUUUCUGUAUAGCACUUUGCGACAUCUGCUGAUUUAAAAAAAGGGCUUUAUAAAUACAUUUGAUUGAAUUUGAGUGAUAUUAGAGUAUCUGGUAUUUUAAAAUGCAUUAAAAUAUUCAACUACUUUUCUUUUCAAAUAUAAUAUAGUAUUUGGACCCAGGUCUGUCCCAUACACACACACAGAGACAGACGCACAGAUCCACACACACACAGAGACAGACGCACAGAUCCACACACACACACACACACACACACAGGAUGCUCUCACCACAUUAAGAGCAGAUUUACAGUUACAUAGAACUAACUUGAGUAUGCAAAACACACACACAAGCUUUGAUGCACAACGGUACGGUUUUCCUGAGUGGUUUCAGCAGCAAGCUCUUGUUCUACUAGCUGUGUCUUAACUGGGCUGUUUUUAUUUGACUGAUCCAGUUCAAAGUGUGGUCUCUUGAUGAAUGUGUAUCUAACCUUCUCUCUCUCUCUGUCUCUGUCUCUCUCUCUCUCUGUGUCUCUCUCUGUGUCUCUCUCUGUGUCUCUCUCUGUCUCUCUCUCUGUCUCUCUCUCUCUGUGUCUCUCUCUGUGUCUCUCUCUGUGUCUCUCUCUCUCUGUCUCUCUCUCUCUCUGUGUCUCUCUCUGUCUCUCUCUCUGUCUCUCUCUCUCUGUGUGUCUCUGUCUCUCUCUCUCUCUCUCUCUGUGUGUCUCUGUCUCUCUCUCUGUGUGUCUCUGUCUCUCUCUCUGUGUGUCUGUCUCUCUCUCUGUCUCUGUCUCUCUCUCUGUGUCUCUGUCUCUCUCUCUCUGUCUCUGUCUCUCUCUCUCUCUCUCUCUGUCUCUCUCUCUCUCUGUCUCUCUCUCUCUCUCUCUCUCUCUCUCUCUCUCUCUCUCUCUCUCUCUCUCUCUCUCUCUCUCUCUCUCUCUUCUCUCUCUCUGUCUCUCUCUCUGUCUCUGUCUCUGUCUCUGUCUCUCUCUCUCUAGUUUGUAUAGCAUCAGGGACCAAGGUUGCGUUGUUUAACCGGUUGCGUUCUCAGACAGUCAGUACACGAUAUCUACACGUAGAGGGAGGGAACUUCCAUGCCAGUUCACAACAGUGGGGAGCCUUCUACAUACACCUCUGUAAGUUACCCCUCCUCUCCUCCGUCACCUCUGUAAGUUACCCCUCCUCUCCUCCGUCACCUCUGUAAGUUACCCCUCCUCUCCUCCGUCACCUCUGUAAGUUACCCUCCUCUCCUCCGUCACCUCUGUAAGUUACCCCUCCUCUCCUCCGUCACCUCUGUAAGUUACCCCUCCUCUCCUCCGUCACCUCUGUAAGUUAACCCUCCUCUCCUCCGUCACCUCUGUAAGUUACCCCUCCUCUCCUCCGUCACCUCUGUAAGUUAACCCUCCUCUCCUCCGUCACCUCUGUAAGUUAACCCUCCUCUCCUCCGUCACCUCUGUAAGUUACCCCUCCUCUCCUCCGUCACCUCUGUAAGUUACCCCUCCUCUCCUCCGUCACCUCUGUAAGUUACCCCUCCUCUCCUCCGACACCUCUGUAAGUUAACCCUCCUCUCCUCCGUCACCUCUGUAAGUUACCCCUCCUCUCCUCCGUCACCUCUGUAAGUUACCCCUCCUCUCCUCCGUCACCUCUGUAAGUUAACCCUCCUCUCCUCCUUCACCUCUGUAAGUUAACCCUCCUCUCCUCCGUCACCUCUGUAAGUUAACCCUCCUCUCCUCCGUCACCUCUGUAAGUUAACCCUCCUCUCCUCCGUCACCUCUGUCAGUUAACCCUCCUCUCCUCCGUCACCUCUGUCAGUUAACCCUCCUCUCCUCCAUUCUUUCCUCUCUCCAUCAUCUGUCUUCUGUGAUUUCUCUUCUCUUACAUUCACCACAGUUCCUCUCUUCUCUUCUCUUAGAGUUGAUUUCUAAAGUACAGAAUCAUAACUGAUUCUAGACUGAAGCAUCACAUGGUAACUGUAUGAGUUAUUAAAUGUAUAACCUACAGUAAUAACUGAUGGAACUCUCUGAAGCAUCACAUGGUAACUGUAUGAGUUAUUAAAUGUAUAACCUACAGUAAUAACUGAUGGAACUCUCUGAAGCAUCACAUGGUAACGGUGUGAGUUAUUAAAUGUAGAACCUACAGUAAUAACUGAUGGAACUCUCUGAAGCAUCACAUGGUAACUGUAUGAGUUAUUAAAUGUAUAACCUACAGUAAUAACUGAUGGAACUCUCUGAAGCAUCACAUGGUAACGGUAUGAGUUAUUAAAUGUAGAACCUACAGUAAUAACUGAUGGAACUCUCUGAAGCAUCACAUGGUAACUGUAUGAGUUAUUAAAUGUAUAACCUACAGUAAUAACUGAUGGAACUCUCUGAAGCAUCACAUGGUAACGGUAUGAGUUAUUAAAUGUAUAACCUACAGUAAUAACUGAUGGAACUCUCUGAAGCAUCACAUGGUAACUGUAUUAGUUCUUAAUGUAUAACCUACAUAAUAACUGAUGGAACUCUCUGAAGCAUCACAUGGUAACUGUAUGAGUUAUUAAAUGUAUAACCUACAGUAAUAACUGAUGGAACUCUCUGAAGCAUCACAUGGUAACGGUAUGAGUUAUUAAAUGUAUAACCUACAGUAAUAACUGAUGGAACUCUCUGAAGCAUCACAUGGUAACUGUAUGAGUUAUUAAAUGUAUAACCUACAGUAAUAACUGAUGGAACUCUCUGAAGCAUCACAUGGUAACUGUAUGAGUUAUUAAAUGUAUAACCUACAGUAAUAACUUCUCUCCUGUAGUGGAGGAGGAGGAGCCAGAAGGGGAGGAGUUUGCAGUGAGGGAUGGAUACAUCCACUAUGGUCAGACUGUCAAACUGGUCUGUUCUGUCACUGGCAUGGCACUGCCUAGACUGGUACGUACCAACGUGUGUGUGCCUAACCUCUCUCUACCUGUUCCUACAUAUUCACCUCUCUCUACCUGUUCCUACAUAUUCACCUCUCUCUACCUGGUCCUACAUAUUCACCUCUCUCUACCUGUUCCUACAUAUUCACCUCUCUCUACCUGUUCCUACAUAUUCACCUCUCUCUACCUGUUCCAACAUAUUCACAUCUCUCUCUACCUGUUCCUACAUAUUCACCUCUCUCUACCUGUUCCAACAUAUUCACCUCUCUCUCUACCUGUUCCUACAUAUUCACCUCUCUCUCUACCUGUUCCUACAUAUUCACCUCUCUCUACCUGUUCCUACAUAUUCACCUCUCUCUACCUGUUCCUACAUAUUCACCUCUCUCUACCUGUUCCUACAUAUUCACCUCUCUCUCUACCUGUUCCUACAUAUUCACCUCUCUCUACCGUUUCCUACAUAUUCACCCUCUCUACCUGUUCCUACAUAUUCACCUCUCUCUACCUGUUCCUACAUAUUCACCUCUCUCUACCUGUUCCCUACAUAUUCCCUCUCCUCUCUACCUGUUUCCUACAUAUUCACCUCUCUCUCUACCUGUUCCUACAUAUUCACCUCUCUCUCUACCUGUUCCUACAUAUUCACCUCUCUCUACCUGUUCCUACAUAUUCACCUCUCUCUACCUGGUCCUACAUAUUCACCUCUCUCUACCUGUUCCUACAUAUUCACCUCUCUCUACCUGUUCCUACAUAUUCACCUCUCUCUCUACCUGUUCCUACAUAUUCACCUCUCUCUACCUGUUCCAACAUAUUCACCUCUCUCUCUACCUGUUCCUACAUAUUCACCUCUCUCUACCUGUUCCUACAUAUUCACCUCUCUCUACCUGGUCCUACAUAUUCACCUCUCUCUACCUGUUCCUACAUAUUCACCUCUCUCUACCUGUUCCUACAUAUUCACCUCUCUCUACCUGUUCCUACAUAUUCACCUCUCUCUACCUGCUCCUACAUAUUCACCUCUCUCUACCUGGUCCUACAUAUUCACCUCUCUCUCUACCUGUUCCUACAUAUUCACCUCUCUCUACCUGUUCCUACAUAUUCACCUCUCUACCUGUUCCUACAUAUUCACCUCUCUCUCUACCUGCUCCUACAUAUUCACCUCUCUCUACCUGUUCCUACAUAUUCACCUCUCUCUCUACCUGGUCCUACAUAUUCACCUCUCUCUACCUGGUCCUACAUAUUCACCUCUCUCUCUACCUGUUCCUACAUAUUCACCUCUCUCUCUACCUGUUCCUACAUAUUCACCUCUCUCUACCUGUUCCUACAUAUUCACCUCUCUCUACCUGUUCUUAUAUAUUCACCUCUCUCUACCUACAGGUCUCUCUCUCUCCUGUACCUGCAUAUUCUCAGGUGAUUUGUAUGUUAGAUAAGCAGGUUGUGUGUGUCUCUCUCUCUCCUCUCUCAGUAGCACCUCUCUCUCCCCUCUCUCCAGGUGAUCCGUAAGGUGGACAAGCAGACAGCGUUGAUGGAUGCAGACGACCCGGUGUCCCAGCUCCACAAGUGUGCCUUCUACCUGAAAGACACAGAGAGGAUGUACCUCUGUCUCUCACAGGAGAGAAUCAUUCAGUUCCAGGUACACUCACACUCACUCACACACACACACACACACACACACACACACACACACACACACACACACACACACACACACACACACACACACACACACACACACACACACUCCUAGCCCCUUGUAGAUCUGAGCCAGGUUUGUGCUUUCUGGUAAUAGCUUUUCCCAGCCCUCUGUUCUGCAACUAAAAUGAGAGUUUCUUAUUGGACCACUAGUUCAACUAGUCCCUCCCUGUUUAAUGAGAGUUUCUUAUUGGACCACUAGUUCAACUAGUCCCUCCCUGUUUAAUGAGAGUUUCAUAUUGGACCACUAGUUCAACUAGUCCCUCCCUGUUUCUGUCCGUUUUCUUCGGGUUGGUUUCUAGUGAAUUCCACCCUGCUCAGGUAGAAUCGUUAUUUGCAUCUCAUUUGCAUACACCCACACCCUGCCCCAAAAAGACCAGUAAGGAGAUGAUAAAUGACACAUUUGCAUGUCUCCUCCCCCAGGCCACACUCUCGCCCAAAGAGGGAUGUGUUCAGUAAGUUCUGGAACGUUCAAUUGAACGGAAGAGGUGCUGUAUUGAGCGACCAGUUUGGUUGUGGGGUUGGGGAACGCUGUCAGCGUUGUCACCGCCCUUUUUAAAUACGACCACUCAUUGCUUCAAGCAACACCUCGCCCACACCCACCGAACGGGAACAAAGUCUGUUCAAGAAGGUUUUGGGGGAAACGUGUCGUUCAGUACAAACUGUUCCGCAACGUAGCAAACGGUCACGCGAACUCAACGCACCUCAUUUAAGGAUAGGAUCAACUACUAAUUAGCAUAUCUCCUCCCCAAGGCCACGCCCUGCCCCAAAGAGAGCAGUAAGGAGAUGAUAAACGAUGGAGCUUCCUGGACCAUCAUCAGUACAGACAAGGCAGAGUACACCUUCUACCAGGGGAUGGGUCCUGUUCCCUGUCCUGUUACACCUGUUCCUGUGGUGGAGAGUCUACAGGUACACACCUAAACACACACACACCUAAACACACACACACACACACCUAACACACACACACCUAAACAACACACCUAAACACACACACACACCUAAACACACACACACACACACACCUAAACACACACACACACACACACACAACCUAAACACACACACACCUAAACACACAUACCUAAACACACACACACCUAAACACACACCUAAACACACACCUAAACACACACACACACCUAAACACACACACACCUACACACCUAAACACACACACACACACACCUAAACACACACACACACCUAAACCACACACACACACACACACACACUAAUCUUAUCUUCCCCUACACACACACACACACACUAACCUUAUCUUAUAAUAAUAUAAUAAUAUGCCAUUUAGCAGACGCUUUUAUCCAAAGCUACUUACAGUCGUGCGUGCAUAAAUUUUUUUGUGUAUGGGUGGUCCCGGGGAUCGAACCCACUACUUUGGCGUUACAAGCGCCGUGCUCUACCAGCUGAGCUACAGAGGAUCUUCCCUUACACACACACACACACACACACACACACACACACACACUAAUAUUAUCUUCCCCUACACACACACACACACUAAUCUUAUCUUCCCCUACACACACACACACACACACUAACCUUAACUUCCCCUACACACACACACACACUAACCUUAACUUCCCCUACACACACACACACACACACACUAACCUUAACUUCCCCUACACACACACACACACACUAACCUUAUCUUCCCCUACACACACACACACACACACACACACACACACUAACCUUAUCUUCCCCUACACACACACACUAACCUUAUCUUCCCCUACACACACACACACACUAACCUUAUCUUCCCCUACACACACACACACUAACCUUAUCUUCCCCUACACACACACACACUAACCUUAUCUUCCCCUACACACACACACAAACACGCAUACAAACACACACUAACCGUCUGUUGUCUCUGCAGUUGAAUGGUGGAGGUGAUGUGGCCAUGCUGGAGUUGACAGGACAGAACUUCGCCCCAGAUCUCAGAGUCUGGUUUGGAGAUGUAGAGGCUGACACUAUGUACAGGUAGGCUGUGUGUGUGUGUGUGUGUGUGUGUGUGUGUGUGUGUGUGUGUGUGUGUGUGUGUGUGUGUGUGUGUGUGUGAGAGAUACGCUGCCACGGUAACUGUAUAAUCGUGUAAUUGACGAUUAUGGAUGAAGACCAUCAUGAAAAUAAAAAUAACCGUUUUUAAUAAGUACUUUUUUUAUUUUUGUAUGAACAAAAUGUUUAAGUGGACAGACUUUACCCAAAAGCAGUCAAGGAGAAGUGAAGGACAAACCACAGCCACAACUGAUAUCAGGAGAGACCCAGAGGAGGCUAAACUAGCCCGUUUUAGAAGGUUGUUGUGGAACAAACAGACUGACUGAAAAUGGCUGACGUGCUGUUGAGUCUGUUUCCGUGGCAACGUGGACUCUACAACGUGGUGAAUCUGUCUUUUGUCUGACCCCCCCCCCUCUCUGUCCCAGGUGUGGCGAGAGCGUGCUCUGCGUGGUGCCUGACAUAUCUGCCUUCAGAGAGGGGUGGCGCUGGGUCCGUCAGCCCGUCCAGGUCCCCGUCACGUUGGUCCGCAACGACGGAGUCAUCUACUCCACGGCCCUGACCUUCACCUAUACCCCAGAACCAGGCCCUCGCCCUCACUGCAGCGCUGCCGGCGCCAUCCUCCAGACCCACAGUCACAGUGUCUCCUCCUCCUCUUCCUCACCUUCCUCUUCCUCAGGGAGUCUGGGGACGGGAGGGUUAGGGGAAGGACAGGCUGGGUAUGGGAUUGGCCAAGGGGCAGGGUCAACCAAUAGCGUGGGGUCGUUGUCCGGUUCAUCAGUGAUGUCAGUUUCGUCAUAG
Molecule: messenger RNA, 11872 nt
Organism: Coregonus sp. 'balchen'
Lineage: Eukaryota; Metazoa; Chordata; Actinopteri; Salmoniformes; Salmonidae
Source: the annotation of a GenBank genome assembly